Molecule: messenger RNA, 2174 nt
Organism: Staurois parvus
Lineage: Eukaryota; Metazoa; Chordata; Amphibia; Anura; Ranidae
Source: the annotation of a GenBank genome assembly
GGUCGAAUACACCAAGCCAUGGUAACGUCCCUAAAUGAGGACAGUGAGAGUAUUACAGUAGAAUGGAUUGAAAAUGGAGACACAAAAGGAAAGGAGAUUGACUUGGAUAGCAUAUUUGCACUUAACCCUGAUCUGGCCCCAGAUGAAGAGAUUGAUCCUGGUCCUGAGUUACCGCCUCCACCUACGCCUACAACAAAAGUUAACAAAAUUGUCAAGAAUCGACGUACUGUAGUUCCAGUUAACAAGGAAACUCCUGCAAGAGACAAUAGAGCAAUCGGUUCAGCCCGGUCACGGCCAAGCCAGCCAGUAGAACCACCAGCCUCCGCACAGCAGAAUGGUAGUGUUUCAGAUAUAUCUCCAGAUCAACCUGGAAAAAAGGACUUUGGCCCUCCUUCAAGGAGAAAAUCCAAUUGUGUGAAAGAAGUGGAGAAGUUGCAGGAGAAGAGAGAGAGAAGAGACGAUUGCAGCAGCAAGAACUCCGAGAGAAGAGGGCUCUGGAUGUUGAUGCCACAAAUCCAAAUUAUGAAAUAAUGUGUAUGAUAAAAGAUUUUAGAGGAAGUUUGGAUUACCGGCCUUUAACUACAUCAGAUCCUAUUGAUGAGCAUCGGAUAUGUGUUUGUGUAAGGAAACGUCCGCUAAAUAAGAAAGAGAACACAGUGAAAGACCUAGAUGUCAUUACAAUUCCUAGUAAAGAUGUAGUAAUGGUACAUGAGCCCAAACAGAAGGUGGAUCUCACUAGAUUUUUAGAAAACCAAACUUUUCGUUUUGACUAUGCCUUUGAUGAAACUGCACCAAAUGAAAUGGUCUACAGGUUUACUGCAAGACCUCUGGUAGAAACCAUAUUUGAAAGGGGAAUGGCCACUUGCUUUGCGUAUGGGCAAACUGGAAGCGGUAAAACCCAUACAAUGGGUGGCGAUUUUUCUGGAAAGAAUCAAGACUGUUCAAAAGGAAUAUAUGCACUUGCAGCGCGAGAUGUAUUCCAAAUGCUGAAGAAACCAAAUUAUAAAAAACUAGAACUUCAAGUAUACGCUACAUUUUUUGAAAUCUACAGUGGUAAGGUCUUCGAUUUGUUGAAUCGGAAAACCAAAUUGCGAGUUUUAGAGGAUGGCAAGCAGCAAGUGCAGGUCGUUGGGCUGCAGGAACGGGAAGUGAAAUGUGUGGAAGAUGUUCUGAAGCUGAUUGAGAUCGGUAACAGCUGCAGAACGUCUGGUCAAACCUCAGCCAAUGCACACUCUUCUCGAAGUCACGCCGUGUUCCAGAUAAUCUUACGAAAGAAAGGAAAGCUUCACGGUAAAUUCUCUCUAAUUGAUUUGGCUGGAAACGAGAGGGGAGCAGAUACAUCGAGCGCAGACCGACAAACGCGACUUGAAGGGGCAGAAAUAAACAAAAGUUUAUUAGCUCUAAAGGAGUGCAUCCGUGCCCUAGGGAGGAAUAAGCCACAUACCCCAUUUAGAGCCAGUAAAUUGACCCAAGUUCUUCGGGACUCUUUUAUCGGUGAAAACUCUCGCACAUGCAUGAUCGCUACUAUUUCUCCUGGUAUGGCAUCCUGUGAAAAUACUUUGAACACUUUAAGAUACGCAAACAGAGUAAAGGAAUUUGGGAUUAGUCCGUCGGAUAUUCCAUUCUCUCAGGGUAGCGGAAGUCGCUCUGAUCUCUCUCCUUCGUAUGAGUAUGACGACUUCUCUCCUACGCUCACCAGAGUGAAAGAGCUGACUGUUGAUCCAAAUUCUGCUGGGGAGCUGCGCCCCAUGUUACAUCACGCCCCGAAUCAGCUGGAUGACCUGGAGUCACUGUGGGGAGUAGGCAGCUCGCCUCAGAGGGAUGACCUCAAACUUCUUUGUGAACAAAACGAAGAAGAGGUGUCCCCGCAGCUCUUCACGUUUCAUGAAGCUGUGUCACAGAUGGUGGAGAUGGAAGAGCAGGUAGUAGAAGAUCACAGAGCGGUGUUUCAGGAGUCCAUCCGGUGGCUGGAAGAUGAGAAGGUUCUGUUAGAGAUGACAGAGGAGGUAGAUUAUGAUGUGGAUUCAUACGCUACACAGCUGGAAGCAAUCCUUGAGCAAAAGAUUGACAUUCUGACUGAGUUAAGAGAUAAAGUGAAGUCAUUCCGAGCUGCUUUACAAGAAGAGGAGCAGGCCAGCAAACAAAUAAACCCCAAGAGGCCCCGAGCCCUUUAA